AUGUCUUUCAGACAUAGGAGCAUCAGCACUUGGCCAGGACCACCCAGCUCUCACGAAGCAUCCCCAACUUAUGGUCUCAAUACCCAUAAAACCAAAAGAACAGCAAUCUUGCAAGGUAAUAUAGAAGCAAUGUCCAGCAUAGUAAAAGACUCAGCCAGUGGGGGAAAAUAUCUUGCCUCGACCCUUCUUUGCCACAUUGGACAACCUUAUACACUGACCCAUCUUAUUUCAAUCCUAUUUCAAAUCACGCAGAUGUCUGGCAACAUCCCCCUCCCCGUUGUUACAGCGAUCCGAGCAGUCGCUUUUCUCAUGAAAGACCAUGUGGCAUGCGAAGUCGCAAAGUUAGUUGCUAAACAACUCAUGGACACCCUCACUCCCUGCCUUGUGGACCAUGUCAUUGCUGCAAUUGCCCCCCAGGUAGCACAAGUACACACCCUCACAGAUACCCUCACCACCACACUGGAAAGAGUAGAGGAAACACAUAAAAUGGUAGAACGGGAAAAAGAUGAGAAAGAGAACAAUGCACAGGUGGCGGCUGAACGCAUCGAAGAGGCUGCAGAUGCCCUCUAUUCUUCUGUAGAAGACUGCCAGAACAUUCUAAAACUGCUCACCCCCUCACUAGAAGCCACCCAGGAUCGCAUCAAUCAUCUCUCCACACAGAUUGCUACACCACCACCUACGUCUAACAUCACCCCUUCCCAACCAACCUACAGCUCAAUCACAGCAGCACACCUCCCUCCCACCGUAGAUCGAGCAGUAGGUCGAGCGGCCAUCCGCACUCGCCAAGUAUUACUGGACCCAAUGCACGGAGAGACCCUCUUUCCCCCCAACUCCACAAACUCUGAAAUCGCUAAGCAGCUGGAAGAAGCCCUCACCAAAGCCCUGAGAUGA
Suillus paluster is the source of this 891-nucleotide messenger RNA. RefSeq lists its product as uncharacterized. Lineage: Eukaryota; Fungi; Basidiomycota; Agaricomycetes; Boletales; Suillaceae. The record is from RefSeq and is a predicted model, not a curated record. The transcript has a single exon. The coding region runs from base 1 to 891 and encodes 296 amino acids.